Messenger RNA from Esox lucius (northern pike), 5811 nucleotides. It is a transcript of the gene lepr, whose product is annotated as leptin receptor. Gene Ontology annotation, cellular component: external side of plasma membrane. The coding region runs from base 330 to 3770 and encodes 1146 amino acids. Lineage: Eukaryota; Metazoa; Chordata; Actinopteri; Esociformes; Esocidae. The transcript has 20 exons. The record is from RefSeq and is a predicted model, not a curated record. Gene Ontology annotation, biological process: cytokine-mediated signaling pathway; immunoglobulin mediated immune response. Gene Ontology annotation, molecular function: protein binding; cytokine receptor activity.
GUUGGCUAUUUGUUCACGCGUUGUCACUCCCCCUUAGAGCAUUUCUUGUGGAGCACUCGAAUGUUACAGCGCUAUUUAGUAGCCUUCCUUUCUAGAGAAGGGACAUCACCAGAAAAUACACAGGACUUCAGUGAUAAUGGACUUCCGACAUUGGUGCAACCUUUAGCACAAUAUACCAUCUACAAUAGUGACUUAUCCUCCCGCACUUCAGUGAAAGACCAAGCAAGCGAUUGGCUUCCAAGGAGUCUAGACCUCGAUAGCCUAUUUAACUCAGUAUUCGCAUACGAUAACAAGUUAAUGGGACAGCUUCGGAUCAGAGGAAUCAAAAGAUGAAGAUCCUGUCUACAAUGCUAACAUUUCUGGUGCAUAUCAUCAUCAUCAUCUCCCACGCUGCUGGGUCUGUGGGGUCUGUGAAAGAGUCCUCAGACGGAAACCUCCUGGACCUCCCCUGGCUGGCAGAGUUGUGCUGUGCCUCACCAGCAGACCCACAUCACCAGGAGGGAGACGGAAACGACAGGGGAUCCGCGGGGUUUUGGGAGGAACCCUCUGAUUCGGGGCAAACACACACACCCCCGUGUCUCUUUAGGAACUCCACAAGCACACCGGGACCCCCUCAGGAGACAGAGGCCAGGGGAGCCACAUGCUGGGACAUCCUGUGUCGUGUUGAUGAGACCGGGGAACAUUUAAUAUGUGAUCUAAAUCACAGCGUCACGUCUACCAGCAGCUCCAGUCAAACGUCAUUGGAAGUUAGCCUCCACUGCUUAGUCACACAGCCUGACAGAGAGGUACACACCACACAUGGGACUGAGAGGAUGAAUUGUGUGGGAGAGGAUUCCAUCACUUGCUCUGUCGCUUUCCACACGCUCAGUGGUGUCGCUGUGGUAACAGCCAAUGUGUCCAGCCCCCCAGCAGGUCCCUCAGUGAUGCUCAGCAUCCUUCUGCGUCUUGGUCCACCGCUGAAGUUAACACACACCCAGACCCAAGAUGGAGAGUUAGUUCUUAGCUGGAGCUACCCAAUUCCCCAUCCUAAUGCCAGCACUGUCCCACUGAACUAUGAGGUCCGCUUCAACACCUCCCAAAACAUGUCUGACCCCAACUGGAAGCACUUGAAAGUCGCUAGAAACCACUGGGUGUCUCUGACUGGACUGAGGCCUGGUCUGACCUACCAUGUCCAGGUCCGCUAUUACCACCCUGCGCUGCCCCAUCUGUUGAGUGACUGGAGCCAGCCACAUUACAUCUACCUGGAGAAUGUGACUUAUGUCCCUGAGAGAGUGGUGGCCAGCAUAGGUGAUGGUGUGACCUUGUAUUGCGUGUUCAACAACCACAGGGUGAACGCCAGAAUGGCUGUCUGGCUUCAGAACGAUGAUGUAGUUCCCCAAAGACAGUACACUGCGGUCAACGACCGUGUCAGUAAGAUAACUGUUGGACCAUCUGAGCAGAGGCUGUACGAUACCCUGAAAUGUUGCCAGCCUUCAGGGGAAAAAUACAUCUGUAACUACCGCUAUGCAACAAUAUUCAUUAAAGAUCCGGUCAUAGAUAUUAGCUGUGUAACCAAUGGGGAUCUCGAUGCCAUGACCUGCAGUUGGAACAGCACUCAAAUCCAGCUCAACUUCCUGUCCAUGGUGGCCGACCUGUCCUGUGAUGCCAUGAGAGAGGCUGAGAGGCUGGGCGAGUCGGUGACUGUGGUCAGGCAGACAAAGUGUGUAUCCAGUGGAGGUAGAAAACUGAAGAGCUGUACUUUGCAGCCAAUCCGUGUGACUUCUUGUUACAAGCUGUGGAUGGAAGCCAAGACAGACAAUGGCACAAGGUCACUUCCAGUCUACAUCACACCUAUUGACCAUGUGAAACCCCAACCUCCUUCGGGCCUGUCAGCAGAGAGCUUGUCUAGUGGGGUACUGAAGCUGUUGUGGGAGGCCCCCGGACUCCAGCUCAACGGCCUGCUGUACCAGGUCCGCUAUGCCCUCUCCACUGGAAAGGCCAAACCCUCCUGGAAGGUCCUAGAGUCACAGUCGGAGUUAUUGGCUGAUGUCCCUGAACCGGAUGUGUGUGCGGUGUACAACGUGCAGGUCCGCUGUAUCUAUGUUAACAGCACUGGGACCUGGAGUGACUGGAGCGACUCAGUCUUCACAAUGCCUCACAACAGCAGAGCUCCUGAUCAGGGUCCUGAUUUCUGGAGAGUGUUUCAGGAAGAUCCAGCAAAGGCACAUACUAAUGUCACCCUUCUGUUCAAGUAUUUCACCAUAGUGGAGCCAACCUACUGUGUGGAGGGCCUUGUAGUACAGCAUCAGGCCUCUGGGGGUGUUGUGACUGAGGAGCAUAUAGGCCGUGUCUCCACCUAUAGCUUUGAGUGGAAAGAUGAAGUCCACUUUGUGACUGUCAAGGCUCAGAACAGCCAGGGUAUUUCCACUGGAAACACCAACAUGACCCUGAAUAGACACCUCAAAGGCCAGUGUAUGCAGUCGUUCAGUGCCUCCCGGUUGAACAGUAGUUGUGUGGUCCUGUCGUGGUCCCUGCUGACCGGCAGAAGUGUCCCGUCGUCCCUGGUUGUUGAGUGGUGGGGUCAGAGAUAUCAGGAGGGACAGGGUGAGCCCUCAGAAGGGAGGAAGAGGUGGACCAGGCUCCCUCCAGAACAGCUCCUUUAUCUACAUGGGAGCUUCUAUGGCUUUGAAGAAUACGUAUUCAUCUUGUAUCCAGUGUUUGUAGACGGAGAAGGAGAACCUAUGUAUACUAAAGUCUUCAGAGAGGAUGACACUGGGCCUGCUGCCUUCAUUCUCCUGAUCAUCAUCGCCAUCCUCUCCGUUGUCCUCUUCGUCACCCUGGUCAUAUCCCAAAACCACAUGAAAACGUUUAUAUGGAAAGAUGUUCCCAAUCCCUACAACUGUUCCUGGGCCCAGGGAAUGGACUUCAAGAAGGCUGAGACUAUGGAGCAGUUGUUCCGCUACCCAGAGGGCCUGCCAGCCUGGCCGCUACUCCUUGCCUCAGAAACAAUCUCCCAGGCCGCCAUCAUCGAGAAGAAUGAUCCCACAGCCCCAGACAAGGAAAGGGUCCUAAAACCAGCCAUCGACUCAUCCCCGUUGCAGGAGGACGAGACCCCAAAGCCACCAGAACACCCCAGGCUUCCAGAAGUCUCUGCCCAUUUGCAGGAGGACGAGACCCCAAAGCCACCAGAACACCCCAGGCUUCCAGAAGUCUCAGCCCAGUUGUCGGUGAUCUACUCAACUGUGCUCCCCUCAAACGACCGCCAUCACCCCUUCAAGCAGGCAGCCAGCCUCAGCAGCUCCAGCGACGACGGCAACUUCUCUGCCAACAACUCGGACAUUUCUGACUCUUUCCCUGGAGGCCUGUGGGAGCUGGAGAAUUCCCUGGCAGGAGAGUCAGACAUGGACCCACAGAUCUUCUCUUACCACACUGUAGCGCUGUAUUCGGAGACAUUAGGACCUGAGGAUGUGGCCCUGACAGUAGUUAGCGGUGGUGGAAGGGGGGGGGUGGAUGCGAAGGACCAAUAUCACGCGGGUAUGGAAUGUCUGAAGGACUGGGUGCAAGAGGAGGAAGGGGCUGUAUUGCCGAAGGACGGGGUGGUUCUGGGGAAAGAGGGCUUUUCUGUCGAGUACGACUGUCUGCUUGGAGGUCAGGAGGCUUUGUUUAGUGUGCCCAGUGAAGAGGUGAUGGCAGUAGGGAUGGGAAUUAGGUCUGAUCCUCUCUACCUUCCCCAGUUCCAUACUUCUCCUUCCAAGCUGCUCAAAGCACAGGACAGUGCCCCCAGAUUGUAACAACUGAAAGGGCAUCAUGUGCCAUUUUACUGUCAUCAUCUGUUUAGUGCUAGGGGAGACUGAGGUCUCAAAAGAAAAAAUUAAUUCACACAAAAGAUUGACUGUGGCUUGAGUUCAGUCACAGAUAUCAGGAGCGAGCAAAAAAACAACCUCUGUUCAUAAAAGACCACGUUUCAAAAUUCAUAGGAAAUGUAUAUUCCACAUCCCUAACAAAACGCUGAUCAGAGAAUACUGUAGUAAAAGUUUUUAGAAGACCUAAAAUACUAAUUAUUGUUGUAAAACACCAGUUACAGUUGUAAAACACCAACAUUGAUCCUGCCCAUGCUGUUCUGCGCCUGUUUGUAAUAAUUACAGUGAAAUGCAGAAAAGUGUAACAAAUCUCACUGGUAAACAGCACAUUAGCAUUAUUAGUAAAUAUUUUCUUAAAUAUGUAUUGGAUGUAAUGUGUUUUAAUCUUCCAUGGAAAGCUCCAGUUCAGACAUGCAUGGUUCAAUAUCAUUAUGCAAUAUCACUUUCAAAAAUGUAUCGUUUAUGAUAACAAGCCAUUGCGUUGUGUUGUGUUAUGUAAAGUAGUUAGCUAUCUAUCUAGCAGUACCCAGUCAGUCUACUGGGAUAAUGCUGAGAAUAUCUGUUAAGGGAAAGGGGAGGGACUUGCCCAAAGUAUAUUCUCCACUGGAGUUGUAGUCUGUUAGAGGAAAAAAUUUUGACUUCGUCAAUAGAUCUGCUGAUACAAAUAUUUCUGAAAGACAUCCAAUGGCUCUAUCGAUCAAGGACAACCAUGACUAAACAAAGACUGACUUAUAGCAUUAUUGACUACUACUUGUUUUAGAUCUUGUUCACCCUUCAAUACACACGGUGAUGUGUUUGUCUGGGUUGUUGGGCUACUGCAAUGGAAUCAAACGGUAUCAAACACAUCAUCUUCAUGUUUGACUCUGUUCCAUUCACUCCAGCUGUUAUAAUGAAGCCAUCCUUUCGUCACUUGCUUACAGGACUGGCUCCAUGGGUAGACCUCAUUAUGUAAACACUGAUAAUUUAUAUGACCAUGUGCUUUCUCGAUAUAUUCAGACAGUAUUAGGAAAAAUGGUGGGUGCUGUACCAUUUAGGUGCUGAAAUUGUUUUCGAUGAACGUGUGAAGGUAACCUACUUUUUGAAGUAAUUUCUUCGACAAUCAUGUGAAAAUGUAAUGAUUUGUCAACUUUAUGCCACAUUAAUGGGUUAUACUUUUAUUGGUAAAUUCCAUCUGCUAACAAGCUAUGACAUGACAGUGAACAGUGAACGUGAAAAUGCAUGCGCACAAGGGAGUUUCAGUGAUGAAAAACAUUCCCCAACAUGGUAUUCAAAUUCCAUGUACAAUUAUGUCGCACAAUUUAAAAACAACAACAAGGUGUCUAAGGGGUCCUGGCAAUCUGGGUGCUAAGAUGCUUCUGUCCAUAUCAAUGAGUGGUGUGCCCUUUCAUAAUCACUGUCCCUUUGUCAACACUGCCAGUACACGGCACCUACAGUUUACAGGAAGCCAGUCAUCUCUUAGCAUAGGAGACUCCUGCUGGGUUUAACUGAAAACAGAUGGAGAUUAAGAAGCAGCCUGUCUUUUGAAAAGGUAUAUUUUUUAACUGAUGGCUGCUCUGUACUCAACUAAACAAGCACAUCACGGGAUCUUGUCUUAAAGAUGUAGUUCCUGAAUGUUUCACGGUUGGUUGUAUACACAAUGAUGGUGAAUAUUUAUAGUUUUGGAACAUUUACUAUAAAUGUACUCUAUGUGCAUUGACUGAGCCCUAAUAAUGCUUUUGUUAUUUGUAUACUGUUUGUACUGUAUUUGAGACAUUUUUGAUAUCUACAAAUUGUAUUUGUGUGCCAUGUUAGGUAUACAUUUGACAGGAGAAUGUUCAUAAAACAUGACUCACAAUAAUGUACUGGAAAUACCAUUGCUGAAAAAGAUAGGGUUUGUGAUGUCUAUAAAAAUCGCUUGUCUAUUUUUCAUGGUGAAAAUAUUUACCAACAAAUGUUACUGUAGUUACAAUUUGCUUCUGUAGAUUAUGCCUGC